GUAGAAUAAAAGGGCAGAAGGAAAAAACUUUGGUCUCCACUGUAUUGAGACUUUGGACUCCAGGCCUCGAUUGCAAAGAUCUUCAUACAGCAGGUCAGAUCACUGCUAGCAGACAUGGCUGAUGUCACUGUUGACUGGGUUGAUGAACAUCAGCUGCAGCUUUUAGAUCAAAUACUGAUUGUUGUUGAUGAAAAUGACAAGGUCAUUGGUGCAGACACCAAGAGGAAUUGUCAUCUCAAUGAAAACAUCGAGAAAGGACUUCUCCACCGAGCCUUUAGUGUUGUUUUGUUCAACUCAGAGAAGAAAGUUCUGAUUCAGCGCCGAUCAGACAGGAAGCUUACUUUCCCUGGGCACUUUACUGACUCCUGUUCUAGCCAUCCACUAAGUAGGCCUGAGGAACUGGAAGAAAAAGAUGCCUUGGGAGUGAGGAGGGCAGCCCUGAGACGUCUGCAGGAUGAGCUGGGCAUCCCCCAGGACCAGGUUUCUCUAGAAGACAUCGUGUUUAUGACAAGAUAUCAUUAUAAAGCAAAAUCAGAUGCAGUCUGGGGAGAACAUGAAGUCUGUUACCUUCUGCUUGUCAGGAAGGAUGUCACCAUCAGCUCAGAUCCCAGUGAAAUCAGCAGCUUCAGCUACCUGACCCGGGAAGAACUGGGAGAGCUCCUAGAAAGAGACACCCGGGGCGAAGUAAAUGUCACCCCCUGGCUGAGAAUCAUUGUGGAGAGGUUCCUGAAUAUGUGGUGGCCUUACUUGGAUGAAGUGACCCAGUUUGUAGAGCUUGAUAAGAUACACAGAGUGUAAGAAGCAGGAAAUCAGCCUUGGCUGUGAAGAUGUCCCAGCCAGGAGCUGAGCUCAGAGGCACACCCAUGGCUAUGUUGUGCUCUGGGUUUCCAGAAAUCCAUAAUCAUUAUCUUUAACUCUCAAUCGCUUUUCUUUUUUGACACAGAGCCAUAUAUCCCAGGUCUGCUUAAAACAUAUUGUGUACUGAGGAUGGCUUUGAAUUUCUGAUUCUCCUACCUCCACCUCUAUUGGUCCUUGGAUUACAGGCCUACACCACUAAACAACCACUCUGCUGCUGGCUGGAGACUGAACCCAAGGUUCUAUGUGUUCGAGACAAACAUUCCCCAACACCCACAUCCCCUUCCCGAAUCUUCUCUAUUUCCCAGUUUAUCUUUUAAUGUGCCUGGGUGCAGGGUAAAAACACAUUAUUUUCCCCAAAUGUAGUUUCUUUUUGUUUUGAUUUGGGUUUUGGUUUUUCGAGACAGGGUUUCUCUGUGGCUUUAGAGGCU
This is a messenger RNA of Mesocricetus auratus (golden hamster), 1286 nucleotides long. RefSeq names its product isopentenyl-diphosphate delta isomerase 2 (gene Idi2). The record is from RefSeq and is a predicted model, not a curated record. Gene Ontology annotation, cellular component: cytoplasm. Gene Ontology annotation, biological process: isoprenoid biosynthetic process; isopentenyl diphosphate biosynthetic process. NCBI's taxonomy places the organism in Eukaryota, Metazoa, Chordata, Mammalia, Rodentia, Cricetidae. The transcript has 5 exons. Bases 115 to 798 code for a protein of 227 amino acids. Gene Ontology annotation, molecular function: isopentenyl-diphosphate delta-isomerase activity.